AUGGUCCAACUAUUUGUGCUCUUCAAAAAUGUGACAGAUAGUGGUAUUACUCUUCAAUUCAUUCAUGAGAACAGGAUCAAUGUUCUUCGUGGAGUGACGAAGAUUGUGAAUGAGGUCUGUGCUAGGGCUUUUCGAAGAGUUACUGUCCCUCAAAUGAUUGGCAAAGUCGGUGAGUCUAGCAGUUCUGUCAAAACUGAAGGAGGGAGAGUGAGAGGAACAAUGGUGGGGGGUGGGUCUUAUCACCCAAUUAUAAAUGUGCCAUUUAAUACAAGUGUGGAAGCUAUUCCUCAUGUGGGUCAUGGCGGAACUGUGAAUUUUGGAGAAGGUAUGCCUUCUUCGGAGAAAAUUGGGGUUUCUGGGCAUGUGGUGGGUGUAGGGAAUGUGAAGGGUUAUGAUUUGAGUACAGAGCGCCAGAUUUUGAAUACUGAACUGAGUGAUAUUUUGAGCCGUGUUAACCUAACUGUGACGGAGGAAGAGAGAGAAGUUUCACCAGAUGACAGGAGUGUCUUCUUAACUUUCUCCAAAGGAUACCCAAUAUCUGAAACUGAAGUUAGAGACUUCUUUACCAGAAAAUUUGGAGAUUUUAUUGAAACCAUUUACAUGCAAGACGUCCCAGCUGAUGAGCAAGCACUAUAUGCACGACUUAUAGCCCGUUCGGCGUCGGUCAUUGAAGCUAUCGUCGGCGGUGGAGGUAGAGCAAAGUACACUAUCAAUGGGAAACAUGUCUGGGCCCGGAAAUAUGUGAAGAAGCGCCACCCAAAAUCGCCACCGCGAGUAACAGCAUCACCGCAGUCACAACCAGCUUCGCCGAUGGCAGCGCCGCCACCACCACCCUGA
This is a messenger RNA of Ilex paraguariensis (yerba mate), 837 nucleotides long. NCBI's taxonomy places the organism in Eukaryota, Viridiplantae, Streptophyta, Magnoliopsida, Aquifoliales, Aquifoliaceae. The record is from the annotation of a GenBank genome assembly.